Mycena indigotica is the source of this 879-nucleotide messenger RNA. Its product is annotated as Nicotinate-nucleotide pyrophosphorylase. Gene Ontology annotation, molecular function: nicotinate-nucleotide diphosphorylase (carboxylating) activity. NCBI's taxonomy places the organism in Eukaryota, Fungi, Basidiomycota, Agaricomycetes, Agaricales, Mycenaceae. Gene Ontology annotation, biological process: NAD+ biosynthetic process; quinolinate catabolic process. The coding region runs from base 1 to 879 and encodes 292 amino acids. The record is from RefSeq and is a predicted model, not a curated record. Gene Ontology annotation, cellular component: cytoplasm. The transcript has 3 exons.
AUGUCUUACGCGCACCUGCUGCCGCCGAGCUGGAAGACAGAAGUCGGCGCGUGGCUCGCAGAGGACACACCCUCGUUUGACUAUGGCGGGUUCGUCGUCGGCGAGGCUCAGCGCACUGCGUUCUUGCUGGGGAAAGGAAGCCAGACAGCGGUGCUUGCGGGGUCCCCGUUUGUCAGCGAGAUAUUCACGCAGCUGGGCUGUACUGUCGAGUGGCAUAUCGAGGAAGGGGACACGUUCGAGCCGGUGAAGCAUGUCGCGACGGUCACGGGGCCAGCAAGACAUCUGCUACUCGGGGAGCGCGUCGCGUUGAAUCUACUCGCGCGCUGUAGCGGCAUCGCCACUAAAUCGAAGCGGAUCAAGGACCUCGCGCGGGGGUAUGGCUUCAAUGGGAUCGUGGCGGGAACUCGGAAGACAACACCGGGGUUCCGGCUGGUGGAAAAGUAUGGGAUGCUCGUUGGUGGGAUCGACCCGCACCGCCACGACCUGUCGAGCAUGAUUAUGCUCAAGGACAACCACAUUUGGUCGGCCGGCUCGAUAACAGCGGCAGUGCAACGCGCAAGACAGGUCGGUGGGUUCAGUCUGUUAUUGGAUGUGGAGGUACAGAGCGAGGCGGAGGCGGACGAGGCGAUUGACGCGGGUGCGGAUGUUAUCAUGCUGGAUAAUAUGGAGGGUGAGCAGUUGGUCAGCGUUGCGAGAAGUUUACGCGAGAAGUGGGCGGGAAAGAGAAAGUUUUUGUUGGAGACGAGCGGCAACAUCACCGAGGCCAACUUGCAGGAACGCGCGUCGAAUGAUGUGGACAUCCUCAGCACAAGCACUGUUCACCAGUCCGUCCAGCACAUUGACUUUAGCCUCAAGAUUCAGAAACCGAGAGUAGAUUAG